Molecule: messenger RNA, 549 nt
Organism: Striga asiatica
Lineage: Eukaryota; Viridiplantae; Streptophyta; Magnoliopsida; Lamiales; Orobanchaceae
Source: the annotation of a GenBank genome assembly
AUUUAAUUAUAGGCUUUAAAUCAAUCUCCAUCUUCCCCUUCUCUUUUAUGUAUAUAUAAUACCGCCAUAGGCCUCCAAAUACACGCCUUCUUCUUACCGGCCUUUCUACUACUCCCCACCACCACCACCGCCGCCCACGGCCGCGCCGCAGCUAGCCUAACUAAUUUUGAUUCUGAAACAUCGCUACCGCCUCUAACCACCUCGAUUUUUCCGGAUAUGAGCCGUAGAAACGGGCCGAGGCUUGACCUGAAGCUGAACCUGUCGCCGCCGAGGCGGAGCCGCCCACGGGACGAGCCGCCGAGCCGGUCGCCGACGGAUUCGCCGCCGACGUCGUGCUUGUCAUCGGAGCCGAGCGAGUCCCGGCUGUACCCGGCUAGCCCUGAGGAGGCGACUUCCAUGAUGCUGGUCGGCUGUCCGCGCUGCCUGAUGUACGUUAUGCUUUCCGAGGAGGACCAAAGGUGCCCCAAGUGCAAGAGCACCGUCUUGCUCGACGUCAUCCACGACAGCGGCGGAGGCGCCGCCGGACGGCGGAAGAAGAAGGUUCAGAAU